GCGGCGCUGCUCUCGAUGCCAAAGGGCCGCUACCAACAUCUGAAGCGACUGCUACCGUUGCUGGCCAACCAAAGCGAGGACUGUCUGACGCUCAACAUUUACGUUCCCGGAAGUGGAAGCCGCGGGCUCGAGGCACCUUACUCGAUCUUCUUCUACAUCCACGGCGAAGCGUACGACUGGGGUUCUGGCAACCCGUACGACGGCUCGGUGCUGGCCAGCUACGGGCACGUCAUAGUUGUUACAGUCAAUUUUCGUUUAGGAAUACUCGGUUUUCUAAAAACUCGUGCCUCACUGUCACCCGGUUCCGGUGGUAAUCUAGGAUUGAUGGACAUCAUUCUGGCCCUGCACUGGGUUCGCGACAACAUCGGCUCGUUCGGUGGCGACCCCAAGCGCAUCACUCUCGUUGGCCACGAUACGGGUGCCGCACUCGCUAACCUCGUUCUUAUCUCGAAAGCAGGCAAGGGACUCGUGCACCGUGCGAUCCUUUUGAGCGGUUCAGCUCUCAGCCCGUGGGCACUCAUCCCGGAUCCGGACGCCGUUCGGCUCGAAGUGUCCCAGCAGAUGGCGUGUCAUCUCGUGCCGGGUCGGAAUGGCCGCAAACCAUCCACCGAUGACGUCACCGACUGCCUGCGGGACAAGCCGAUUGAGGCGCUGAUGGGCGUGCGGCUGGCCAGCGUCCGGUUCAUGCCAACGUGGGGUCCUUUCUUGCCGUUGGAGGACUCGCUUGAUCCAGAGUUCGCGAUGGAACACUCAGGCGAGGGUUUCAUCACGAGUGAGCUGAUGCUGGGCGUAACCACCACCGAGAGCUAUGGUGACUUUAGCGCGUCUGACAUUCAGUAUGGGCUCGAGGAGGACCAGCGGAACCGGCUGCUGCGGACGUACAUCCGGAACGCGUUCACCUUUCACCUGAACGAGAUAUUUUCCGCCGUCCGGAACGAGUACACCGACUGGGACAAGCCGAUCCAGCAUCCGAUCAACAUCAGAGAUUCAACUAUGGAAGCCCUCAGCGAUGGUCACACGGUGGCGCCCAUCAUAAAGGUGGCCUAUCUGCAUGCGAGGCGUGGCGCGAAAACGUACAUGUUUCACUUCGGAUACCAGAGCAAGGAGAGCGAAUAUCCACAGCGACUGGGCAGCGUCCGGGGCGAGGAUCUGCCGUACAUCUUCGGGCUACCGCUGGUGCAGGGUGGACCCGUUUUCCCUCAAAACUACUCGCGCCAGGAUAUGGGCGUCAACGAAGCCGUGCUCAACUUCGUGACCAACUUCUGCAAAACGGGCGACCCGAACGACGCCGGCCACCAGCAGGCCCAACCGCUUCAUCCGGACUACGGCACAGCGAAGGAGCGCACCCGCUUCCGGUUGAUCACGUGGGAAACGUACGAAACGACCACGCAGCAGUAUCUCAGCAUCUCGACGAAGCCGAAAAUGCGCAGCCACUACCGGGGGCACAAGAUGGCACUCUGGUUGAACCUGAUACCGCAGCUGCACCGGCCAGGCGAUCCGGAAGUUUCCAUGCGACACCACCACUUCCGCGAACGGGAACCGCACUACUAUGCCGGUUCGGUGCGAGCAGAAUCCUUCAGCCGGCCACGAUCGCUCUACCAGAACGGAGUCAUCAAUGACGCGCAGGAAUCACGCCAAGAGUCCUUCGGUACGGAAUGCACACCUGACCCGACGAUGGGUGAAGUACUGCAGGAAAACGGUGGCCCAGGUGACAUUAUCCCGAACGUGUUGAGUGAGAAGGAAGAAGAGGAGCUGAUCGAGAAGCUCGCCAACCGUCAUUACUAUAGUUACACGGCCGCCCUCGGAGUAACGGUUGGUGUUGGUUGCCUGCUGCUUCUCCUCAAUAUGCUGAUCUUCGCUGGCAUCUACUACCAGCGUGAUCGAACGAAGCGGAAAUCGCAGACCUCGCAGUCAAGUGGUACAAGCGGUGGAAGUGGCAUCACGAGUGGCACCUCAGCGUCCCUUUCCGGCAGCAACGGCACACCUGAUGAAUCGGAAAUCCCGCUCACCAGCAUCCCAACACCAUCACCCACCAAAUCGCGACGCUCGAUCGAACCACCACCCAGCUACGCGACACUUCCGAAGCGCACCGGAAGUGCCAACGGCACCGGAAGUGGCCACCAGCACCAUCAUCAGCACCAGCUGCAUCAGCAGAAGGAAACACGCCUCGGUUCUCCACCAUCGAUGGCACACUCCCGAUCAGGAGCUAGCACCCUGGGGCGAACAGGCAGCUUCUACGACGGUGGCUCCCACAGCCGCCCACCGCAGCCAUAUUCGCUGUCGCAACAGGUGAUCGCAACCCACACAAACACCGGUCACACGGCAGUGACAAUAACGCCAGCGGUCUCCGUCAACCAUCAUCAGACGCUUCCACGGGCCAGCAAGGCACCGCUUCCACCGAUUCGGUCAGCGGCCAGUUCCGGCAGCACCGCUCCACCACCGUCCACCGGUGCGCCUCAGCUCACGUCCAUCCUUGUAAAUAGCACCAGCAACCACCAACAACAGCAGCAGCAGCAGCAACAGCACCACUAUCAACAACAAGGCUGCGAAAUGGCCGUCCCGCCACCAAACAGCAGCGUCAUCACGGUGGAUCUGGUCAGCUCGACGACGCCGGUAACCGGCACCGGAAGUCCGGCUCCCACCCACCAACACCCGCACCACCAUCAUCACCAUCAUCACGCACACCACCACCAGGGUGGGCCGGUGGCAACGACAGGGACAACGACGAGCACCGGCAACCCGUCCACCGGUGGAACUGCUACGCUGAAGAAACGCGUCCAAAUCCAGGAGGUGACCGUAUAG
Messenger RNA from Anopheles nili, 2802 nucleotides. Its product is annotated as neuroligin-1-like. Gene Ontology annotation, biological process: synaptic vesicle endocytosis; presynaptic membrane assembly; postsynaptic membrane assembly. The record is from RefSeq and is a predicted model, not a curated record. The coding region runs from base 16 to 2802 and encodes 928 amino acids. Gene Ontology annotation, cellular component: postsynaptic membrane; synapse; cell surface. The transcript is spliced from 13 exons. NCBI's taxonomy places the organism in Eukaryota, Metazoa, Arthropoda, Insecta, Diptera, Culicidae. Gene Ontology annotation, molecular function: signaling receptor activity; neurexin family protein binding.